AGUGCAGCUGGCACCAUGGGUGCGCUCCAGAGCAACUUCUGUUUGCUCUGAGCCCCCGGCCCUGCCUCCCCUUUCACCAUGUUUCCUCUGGCAAGAUCUUAAUGUAGCAAUUCAAGAAGAUUUCUCCUAAACAACAUUAUUCUGAAGUGUAUUGCCUCUUGAUUGCUGGAAAAGAAUCUUAAAUUUAUUUCAAAAGUAACUUAAGAGCAAAUUUAUUAAAAGUGAUGAAAGGAGCAUUAGAUUUGAUUAACACUAAUUUUUCACUCUACAAAAGUCUGCAUUGUCUUUCAGAGGAAACUAUAAGAAAUCUGGUGAGUGUACCAUGCCAGUGGGGAGAAUUGAAUGUCCUUCAUCUCCCUCUUUCCCUAGGGACAGUAGUCAUGAGUGCCGAGUGUGCGGGGUCACAGAAGUGGGUCUCUCAGCAUAUGCAAAACACAUUUCUGGCCAGUUGCACAAAGACAAGGUGGAUGCUCAGGAAAGAGAAGAUGAUGGAAAGGAAGAGGAAGAGGAAGAAGAUUAUUUUGACAAGGAACUCGUUCAGCUAAUAAAACAAAGGAAAGAACAAAGUCGACAAGAUGAAGCUUCCAAUAGCAGCCAAGAAAUAAAUCCUGAUGACAGGCGAUCCCAGUGGAGACGAGAAGACAGAUUCCCUUACCAAGACAGAGAGAGUUACAGUCAGCCAGCAUGGCACCAUCGUGCACCUCCUCAGCGGGAUUGGAAAUGGGAGAAAGAUGGCUUUAAUAAUACUAGAAAAAGCAGCUUUCCACAUUCUUCAAGGAAUGGUGGUAGACAAAGAGGAUGUUCUGGGUGGCAUAAGGGUGUUGGAGGAGGCUCUUCAACUUGGUUUCACAAUCAUAGUAAUUCUGGUGGUGGUUGGCAUUCAAAUAGUGGAACAGUAGACUGGAAUCAUAAUGGUACAGGAAGGAAUUCCAGUUGGCAUUCUGAAGGAACAGGUGGCUUUUCCAGUUGGCAUAUGAAUAGCAGUAACGGAAACUGGAAAUCCAGUGUACGUGGUACAAAUAGUUGGAAUUACAGUGGCCCCGGAGACAAAUUUCAACCAGGCAGAAACAGAAAUUCUAACUGUCAAUUGGAAGACAUGACUAUAGUACGGAACAAGAAAUCUAAUAAGUCAAAUAAAUACAACCAAGAGAGAUAUAAUUGUCAACGCCAAGAAAAUGACACAGUUGGUACAAUUGCCACCUAUCCUUCUCCUGAAGGAUUUGCAAAUGAUAAUUUUUCUUCAGAAGGCUUAUUUGACUUCAACUUUGAGCACCUGGAAAGCCCAGCCACUAAACAAGCAGACACCAUAGCUCCCAAAACUGGUGGAAAGAAUGGCAGUGUAGCCAAGGAAAAGCUCCGCCGCUGGACUCCUUACCCUUCCCAGAAGACUCUGGAUUCACAGUCUGCAUUGAAAGAUGUCACUAGUAACAAGUGAGAGAAGACAGAUAAGCCUUUCCCCAGUUUAAGCUUGUUAACUACAGGAACAAAAAAGCCCCAAAGUGAUAAAACAAGCAAUUCCCCAAUGCUGAAGACACAGAAUGAAGCACGUACAGAAUCUGUUCAUCACAAAGCCACUUCUGACUGCACGGCUUCCUCUGAGGUGGUAAAAGAUUGCCUCAUUACAGAAAAAUCAGAACAAGAGCAUAACUCAAAUAAGAUGCCAUCAGUGAAACCCAUACGCCUUCCAAUUCCAGGCACUAAAUCAAUUCCUCAAAAACAAGAUUCAAAGAAUCCCUCAAAAAACACAAAAACUUAUUCUGGUUUUCCUGGAGAACAAUCAAAUCCUGUGAACAAACCCAUUUUAGAAGACUGUCAUAAUUCUUACAUAUCCAAAUUGCGUAGUGUUUUAAAAGGGAGUAAGAGUACAUCUGGCACUCAAAGGGAGCCAGAUGAAAAUUUAAGCGAUACAUUACAAAAAACCAAAGAGGUGAUACAGUGUCAUGAAUCAGUGCAAAAGCCAUCACCUACCACUUCUAAAAGGACCAGGAACUGUGCAAAAGCAAGUAGAAAUGUAGAAGAGUCUGAAAAAGGAUCUUUAAAAAUUGAGUUUCAAGUACACACAUUAGAAGAUGAAAGUGAUGGUGAGAUAUCUGACACUGAAAAGCAUGGGCCAGAAAUUGGAACUUUGGGUUCUGCAACUACAGAAGUUUUAUCCUGUAGCACUCAUUCUGCUGAUGAGAAAGAGGGGGAUGAGCAAAUCCUGAAAAUAUCUAGAAAACUAUCCAGUUCUCCAUGUAAUUCUACAGUUCACAAGAAAGAAUCUGAGUUGCAAAUGACACCUACAGGCAGUCCACAUACUGGCUUAUUGCUAGACUUGAAAACCUCUCUAGAAGAUACACAGAUUGAUGACCCUGUUAAAUGUCAUGUAUCUUUUGAGUCAGAAGGGUUUGAGAGCAGUACUAGCUUGGAUACAGAGCUUCAAAAAAGUGAUAUAGGUCAGCCCUCAGGCCCUCUCCUGCCUGAACUAAGUAAGCUUGGCUUUCCUGCCUCUCUCCAGAGAGAUCUAACCCGGCACAUUAGUUUGAAGAGCAAAACUGGAGCACACCUUCCUGAGCCAAACCUCAAUAGUGCUCGCCGCAUUCGCAACAUAAGUGGUCACCGAAAGAGUGAGACAGAGAAGGAAUCUGGGCUCAAGCCAACUCUUAGGCAGAUUCUAAAUGCAUCUCGGAGAAAUGUCAACUGGGAACAGGUUAUUCAGCAAGUAACCAAGAAAAAGCAGGAACUGGGCAAAGGCUUACCCAGGUUUGGCAUAGAAAUGGUACCCCUGGUGCAGAAUGAACAAGAGGUCUUAGAUUUGGAUGGGGAGCCUGAUCUGUCCAAUCUAGAAGGAUUCCAAUGGGAAGGUAUUUCUAUUUCCUCACCCCCUGGGUUGGCAAGGAAACGAAGCCUUUCUGAGAGCAGCGUCAUCAUGGACAGGGCUCCUUCUGUGUAUAGCUUCUUCAGUGAGGAAGGUACAGGCAAAGAAAAUGAGCCCCAGAAGAUUAUUUCACCUGAUAACUCGAGGGCUUCACAGAGUCAAAAAAUGACCAUGAGCUUUAAACAAGAAAUGACACCUAUGGCUGCUUCUCUAAGAGCAGGUGAAAUAACUGAAAAUGUUGUUACCCGAAGGCGACAUAGUACGCAGUUACCCUCUGACUGUACAAUCCCUUGGAUGCAUUCAGCAAAAGACCUGAGCAUCCGGGAGAGUUCCACACCACCUUCAGAGAAUCAGAAUGCCCAAGAGAGUAACGGAGAAGGCAACUCUGUAUCAUCAAAUGCAUCUUCAGCCCUUGCAAACUCCAGUUUGGUGGAUGCAGCCACAGAUAGUAGCUGCACCUCUGGUGCUGAACAAAAUGACUGCCAGAUUAUUAGGAAGAAACGAAGAGCCACUGGAGAUGGAUCAUCUCCUGAACUGCCAAGUCUUGAAAGAAAAAAUAAAAGAAGGAAAAUUAAAGGAAAAAAAGAACGUUCUCAGGUUGACCAGCUGCUGCAUAUUUCUUUAAGAGAGGAGGAACUAAGCAAAUCUUUGCAAUGCAUGGAUAACAACCUUUUGCAAGCUCGUGCAGCACUUCAGACCGCUUACGUUGAAGUCCAGCGGCUCCUUAUGCUCAAGCAACAGAUAACUAUGGAGAUGAGUGCACUGAGGACGCAUAGAAUACAGAUUCUACAGGGAUUACAAGAAACGUACGAACCUUCUGAGCACCCAGACCAAGUUCCCUGUAGCCUUUCAGGAGAACAAAGGAACAGUAGAUCUCAAACGUCUGCUGAUGCCACACUGCUGCCUACUCCCUUUUUCCCAGUUUUUCUGGACGCUCCGUCUUCCCAUUUGUCUCCAUCAUCCACAUCUACUUUCCAAACCCAUGGCAGUGUUCCUGCUCCAGACUCAUCAGUUCAGAUUAAGCAAGAGCCCACGUCUCCUGAACGUGAUGAGAAUGUGAAUGCUGUGCCACAAGGCUCUGCUGGUAGUGUGUCCAAGGAAUUACCGCACACUAAUAGAGAGAUCAGUGACAGUUGUCCAGUUUAUCCAGUCAUCACUGCAACAUUGUCCUUAUCAGAGCUAACAGAGAGUUUCCAUGAGGCUAGCCAAGAUCUGAAGUUUUCUGUGGAACAAGGAAAUAUCAGAAACAGAGAAAAUUCUCCCUGUUCCCAAUCAACUGGUCUUCCUAACAUAAGUAAAGAAGGGGAAGAGCCAGCCAAAGGCAACAGUGGUUCAGAAGCCUGUACCAGUUCUUUUCCAAGAUUGUCCUUUGCUUCAGAAACCCCUUUGGAGAAGGAGCCCCACUCUCCAGCUGACCAACCUGAGCAACAGGCAGAAUCUACUUUGACAUCAGCAGAAAGUAGAGGAAACAAGAAGAAGAAGAAACUUAGGAAGAAGAAAAGUCUACGGGCUGCCCAUGUUCCUGAGAAUAGUGAUACUGAACAGGAUAUAUUUACUGCCAAACCUGUAAGGAAAACAAAAACUGGAAAGUUAACCAAAGGGGGAAAAGUAAUAACUUCCACCUGGGAAGAUGGCAGAAAUGGCCAGGAACAAGAGAGUGUCCGAGAUGAGCCAGACAGUGACUCGUCUCUGGAAGUCCUAGAGAUCCCCAAUCCGCAGCUAGAAGUGGUAGCCAUUGACUCUUCUGAAUCUGGAGAAGAGAAACCAGAUAGCCCAUCCAGAAAGGAUAUCUGGAACUCCACAGAACAAAACCCACUAGAAACAUCUCGUUCUGGUUGUGAUGAAGUUAGCUCUACCAGUGAGAUUGGCACUCGCUAUAAGGAUGGCAUCCCUGUAAGUGUGGCAGAAACUCAGACUGUGAUCUCCUCCAUAAAAGGAUCAAAGAACUCUUCAGAAAUAUCUUCAGAACCAGGAGAUGAUGAUGAGCCCACAGAAGGGAACUUCGAGGGGCACCAAGCUGCCGUGAAUGCAAUACAAAUAUUUGGGAACUUACUGUAUACCUGUUCAGCAGAUAAAACUGUCCGUGUUUUUAAUCUGGUGAGUCGGAAAUGCAUAGGUGUCUUUGAUGGCCAUUCCUCCAAAGUGAACUGCCUGCUGGUUACUCAGACCUCUGGGAAGAAUGCUGCCCUUUACACUGGGUCCAGUGAUCACACCAUUCACUGCUAUAGUAUUAAGACCCGGGAGUGUGUGGAGCAGUUACAGCUGGAAGACCGGGUUCUCUGCCUCCACAGUAGAUGGCGAAUCCUCUAUGCAGGACUGGCAAAUGGCACUGUGGUCACCUUCAACAUAAAGAACAACAAACGACUUGACAUCUUUGAAUGCCAUGGCCCUCGAGCUGUCAGCUGUCUUGCCACAGCUCAGGAAGGUGCCCGAAAGCUGUUGGUUGUGGGAUCCUAUGACUGCACCAUUAGUGUACGUGAUGCACGUAACGGACUUCUCCUCAGAACUCUGGAGGGUCACAGCAAGACCAUUCUCUGCAUGAAGGUGGUGAAUGACCUUGUGUUCAGUGGCUCCAGUGAUCAAUCAGUCCAUGCCCACAACAUCCAUACAGGGGAGCUUGUGCGGAUCUAUAAAGGUCACAAUCAUGCAGUGACUGUGGUGAAUAUCCUGGGAAAAGUGAUGGUGACUGCUUGCCUGGAUAAAUUUGUUCGUGUCUAUGAAUUACAGUCUCAUGAUCGAUUGCAAGUUUAUGGAGGACACAAAGACAUGAUCAUGUGUAUGACCAUCCAUAAAAGUAUGAUCUAUACUGGCUGUUAUGAUGGCAGUAUUCAGGCCGUGAGGCUAAAUCUGAUGCAGAAUUACCGCUGUUGGUGGCAUGGUUGCUCUCUAAUAUUUGGUGUCAUAGAUCAUUUGAAACAACACUUGCUGACUGACCACACUAAUCCAAACUUUCAGACUCUGAAAUGUCGCUGGAAGAACUGUGAUGCUUUUUUCACUGCUAGGAAAGGAUCCAAACAGGAUGCUUCAGGACACAUUGAACGGCAUGCUGAAGAUGAUAGCAAAAUUGAUUCAUGAAGUUUUUUGCCUCCCAUGUUGGGAUGUCAUUAAUUUGACUCUUUUCACAUCAGCCCCUCACACAAGCCUUUCUCCUCCCUUCUCCAGUGAAGCAGGGAAGGAGAAAGUGGUGAUCAUGCCAGACUUUCCAAAAACAUAAGUCUGGGCAGCUCUAUGGAAUGAUAAGUUCCACUUUAAGUUCUUGCUGGAGGUUUGUCAGAUUUAAACAGAUUUUAAAGAGUUUUACUCCUCUGGGGCAGUAUGGCAUAGUGACUUAUGCUACUAGUGUCCUCCAGAUGUUUAUUAAAGAUAACGAUCUUAAUUGGUUAUCCUAAUCACACAUAGACUUCAUUGAUUUUCAACUUGUGAGUUCUAGUUUAUAUUUUUAUAAUGGUUUAAACCUGUAGUCAGGCUUUUAAGUACAAAUUUGCUCAAAUGUUAGGUUUUCAGAAUCAGUUUUAAUUUCACCAGUUGUAACAACUGGAUAUUAAAAUUGGAAGCCAGUAGUUUCCUCUCUUAACAAUUAUGUGCAGUGUGUUUCAAUAAUCUCUUGUAUUGUAGAUGGACAGAGCUAGGUUCAAAUGCUAGGACAUGUAGUAGUAGAUUUUAACAGCUAGAACAGCUGCUCGGCUGAUUAUAUUUCAGGAUUCAAAAAGUAAAUUACAUAGUGAGAGGUCUUUAUAGACAGCACUUCCUAGGGAACUUCUGCAAAUAUUAAUAGAGUGCUCAGUGCAAAGCAGUGCACAGACCUCAUGUCUGGCAUUACGUUUUGCUAUUGAUCUGGGCACUCACUGCUGCAGGUACUGUCAGGCUGGUUGCACUGGAGCUGUAGCCUUCAUCUCCCUUUCCAGUUUCUGACUCUCCAAGCCUGCUGUGGGUUUGAAACCUGAUUUGCUCCAUUGCCAAGCCCUGUCUCCCCCACUGUCUGCCUGUCCUGGAGUGAUGGCAGCCAUCAAGUAUUUCCUCUGGACUCACAGAGUAUUUUACGCCCACCUACAGCACUCAAGAGUUAGGGAGUUAGGAUGGAGCCUGGAUACAGUUUUUAGAGCCUUAUACAGGCUUCUUAGAGACUUACCUCUGGAAACCAUUGUCUCUGCCUUCACUGUCCAGCUAGCUAGGAGAGAAGAAUAGAGUAUAAUGAAAGUCAAGAAUCUGUCUGACCGUGUUGAGCAACCAGAUGAAUGAUGCCUCAGUGGAACUGCUUUCUUUUUAAAUUUUCUCUGGACUUGUAUCAGUAAAGCUGUAGAAGUGUUGCUUUCUAGCCUUUUGUUUUUGGAUCCUCUAAACUCAGAA
Orycteropus afer afer is the source of this 7204-nucleotide messenger RNA. RefSeq names its product zinc finger protein 106 (gene ZNF106). The record is from RefSeq and is a predicted model, not a curated record. Gene Ontology annotation, molecular function: RNA binding; SH3 domain binding. Gene Ontology annotation, cellular component: membrane; cytosol. Lineage: Eukaryota; Metazoa; Chordata; Mammalia; Tubulidentata; Orycteropodidae.